This is a messenger RNA of Parnassius mnemosyne (clouded apollo), 1407 nucleotides long. NCBI's taxonomy places the organism in Eukaryota, Metazoa, Arthropoda, Insecta, Lepidoptera, Papilionidae. The record is from the annotation of a GenBank genome assembly.
AUGCACAGAUACACAGAUACACAGAUACCCAGAUACAAGAUAUCCAGAUACACAGAUACACAGAUACCCAGAUACACAGAUACCCAGAUACACAGAUACCCAGAUACACAGAUACGCAGAUACACGGAUACCCAGAUACACAGAUACUCAGAUACACAGAUACCCAGAUACACAGAUACCCAGAUACACAGAUACCCAGAUACACAGAUACCCAGAUACCCAGAUACACAGAUACUCAGAUACACAGAUACACAGAUACACAGAUACCCAGAUACCCAGAUACCCAGAUACACAGAUACCCAGAUACCCAGAUACACAGAUACCCAGAUACACAGAUACCCAGAUACACAGAUACCCAGAUACACAGAUACACAGAUACCCAGAUACACAGAUACCCAGAUACACAGAUACCCAGAUACACAGAUACGCAGAUACACGGAUACCCAGAUACACAGAUACUCAGAUACACAGAUACACAGAUACCCAGAUACACAGAUACCCAGAUACACAGAUACCCAGAUACACAGAUACCCAGAUACACAGAUACCCAGAUACACAGAUACACAGAUACCCAGAUACACAGAUACCCAGAUACACAGAUACCCAGAUACACAGAUACCCAGAUACACGGAUUCCCAGAUACACAGAUACUCAGAUACACAGAUACACAGAUACCCAGAUACACAGAUACCCAGAUACACAGAUACCCAGAUACACAGAUACCCAGAUACACAGAUACCCAGAUACACAGAUACGCAGAUACACGGAUACCCAGAUACACAGAUACUCAGAUACACAGAUACCCAGAUACACAGAUACCCAGAUACACAGAUACCCAGAUACACAGAUACCCAGAUACCCAGAUACACAGAUACUCAGAUACACAGAUACACAGAUACACAGAUACCCAGAUACCCAGAUACCCAGAUACACAGAUACCUAGAUACCCAGAUACACAGAUACCCAGAUACACAGAUACCCAGAUACACAGAUACCCAGAUACACAGAUACACAGAUACCCAGAUACACAGAUACCCAGAUACACAGAUACCCAGAUACACAGAUACGCAGAUACACGGAUACCCAGAUACACAGAUACUCAGAUACACAGAUACACAGAUACCCAGAUACACAGAUACCCAGAUACACAGAUACCCAGAUACACAGAUACACAGAUACCCAGAUACACAGAUACCCAGAUACACAGAUACCCAGAUACACAGAUACCCAGAUACACAGAUACCCAGAUACACAGAUACCCAGAUACACAGAUACGCAGAUACACGGAUACCCAGAUACACAGAUACCCAGAUACACAGAUACACACUACGGACAUAUUACACUCCUCUGUUUUCGUCGGGGGUUAAUAAUGGCACUUUUCAGAUGUUAACAAGUCAAGAAAUUUAA